Messenger RNA from Xiphias gladius (swordfish), 3831 nucleotides. It is a transcript of the gene slc52a2, whose product is annotated as solute carrier family 52 member 2. The transcript has 4 exons. Gene Ontology annotation, biological process: riboflavin transport. The coding region runs from base 120 to 1439 and encodes 439 amino acids. Lineage: Eukaryota; Metazoa; Chordata; Actinopteri; Istiophoriformes; Xiphiidae. The record is from RefSeq and is a predicted model, not a curated record. Gene Ontology annotation, cellular component: plasma membrane. Gene Ontology annotation, molecular function: riboflavin transmembrane transporter activity.
UGCUCAGGUUAUUAAACAGCCGAAGCGUGUGGAGGAACAUAUUUUCUGCGUCUCGCCGAAACAAAGUCAAGCGGGUCACCUGCAGUUUCUUUGUUCUAUUGGCCGGAAUAAGCGAUACCAUGUCCGGCAGCUGGUGGAGCAGCGCCACGGUGACCCACGGGCUGAUGGCUCUGUUUGCCAUGGGCUCCUGGAUUUCCGUCAAUAGCCUGUGGGUCGAGCUCCCGGUGGUUGUCAAUGUGCUGCCCGAAGGAUGGAACCUGCCUGCCUACCUCUCAGUGCUAAUAGCAUUCGGGAACCUGGGUCCUUUAGCAGUGACCAUCACACACCACUGUGCUCCGGGACGUUUAAACGAACGCCUGGUCAUCCACUGCAUUCAGUUGCUGGCAGUGGUGGCGUCUGCUUUUCUGGCGGUGUUCUGGUCACAUACUGUUACAAUAGCAGGAGAGAAAAGGUCACUACUGUUCCUGCUCUUCACCUUUGUGUUGUCUUUGGUUAGCUGUACGUCCAACGUCACCUUUCUGCCUUUCAUGUUUCGUUACCCCCCUCAGUAUAUUCGUACUUUCUUCAUUGGUCAGGGCUUUAGUGCCUUGUUCCCUUGUAUUGCGGCCUUAGGGCAAGGUGUUGGCAAGCUGGAGUGUAAAACUGUGAAUGGCACGAUGCAGCCAGAGUAUUUAAAAGAGAGCUUUCCUGCCCAGAACUUCUUCUGGUUCUUGUUUGUCAUGCUGUCAGUCUCAGCUCUAAGCUUCCUGGCUCUGACACAAAGACAUACAGAGUCACAACAAGAGGCACAGCCACAGGAGUCUGACAAUCCAGCGGCAGCAAAGAACGGAGAGGAGACUCACCCGCUAAACAACGGAGGGACGCCGGUGUCCGAGGAGCAGGUGCCGGUGGAGGAACAGCCAUCUAUUCAGACAUUCUGGACACCACACAACACCUACCUGCUGGCACUGCUCGCAGUCUCCAAUGCCCUCACCAACGGGGUCCUACCAUCUGUGCAGAGUUUCUCCUGUCUGCCCUAUGGCACCAUGACCUUUCACCUCUCUGUGGUCCUUGGCAACAUAGCAAAUCCCCUGGCCUGCUUUCUGGCUAUGUUUGUUGUCCUCAGGUCCUCCACAGGUCUGGGGCUCUUGUCUUUAGCAGGGGGAGUAUUUGCUGCAUAUCUCCUGGCGUUAGCAGCACUCAGCCCCUGUCCACCACUCCUGGGAAACCCUGCCGGUGUGGCUUUAGUGGUCAUCUCCUGGAUUAUUUUCACGGGUCUCUUCUCAUAUCUGAAGGUGGUGAUUGGGACUUUGCUUCAUGAGGCGGGUCACGCUGCCCUGCUGUGGUGCGGUAUUUCUAUCCAGGCUGGCUCCCUUAUCGGAGCCCUCACCAUGUUCCCCCUGGUCAACAUCUAUGAUGUGUUUGCCAGAGCUCAGGAGUGUGUGGAUAACUGCAGUUAGCAGGAGUGAGAUAUGUAAUGUCUUCUGUUUUGUUUUUGUUUUUUUAAAAUUCACACAGCUCCCAUUCAUUCCCCAUGGGAGAUGACUGUUUUAACCCAGUUUUGGGGUUCCUGAGUGAAGCACCAGAUCUGUCUUGGCCUCAUUUUUCUUGAGGAUCAUUCUACCUAUGCGGCAUCCUCUCCUGACUCAGAAGCCUCUGAGCCUGUGGAAGCAAACACAUUCCCUGAUAAUGGGAGCAUUGUGUUUCUGCACAUUGACCAAGGGGAUGUAAAAUGCAUAUGAUGCAGUAAUACCACAAGUGCUUUGUGUGGUAUUUAAUAAAGAAUCUCUGUGGUUGAAGUUGUUUUUAGUGGCAAAAACAACUGCUGAUGGAUUUUUCCCACUGCAACAGAUCAUGUGAAAAGUUAUUUACUCAGGGACACAAUCAUUAACUUAUUCAGCCACAUUCAUUGCUCCUGAAGGUAAUUAAUGCGAAAGAUUCACACUGCUAGCUGCAAACCCCUCUCUACAGAGAGGGAAGCAGUGCUUAUUUUUUUUCUCAGUGACUUUUUUUUCAAAUGUCUGGCUACCUCUUCCCCUUGAUUCCAUGUAGGCAUGAAAUGUGAUUAUAUCAGGGUCAGAUAUAAAGUUCAGUGGUGCAGAAGUCAGUAUUAUGAAAAUCAUAAAUGCGGUAACUUUAAACAUACAGUGUGCCUGAGAAAUGUUGAACACGGCUUUCAUAAAAGUCUGUUUCCUUUAGACUUAAAUUUGUUUCUCUUAAUGUUUUGUACAAAUAUUUGAUGUAUUUUACUUGUUUUUAGAAAUGUAUUUUAAUAUACAGUAAUGUUGUGCUACCUUAAGGGAAAAAUAUCUGGCCACGAUGAAUAGUAAUGUUAUGAGUGAAUACUGUGGCUACACAAGGGAUUUUGUCAAUGCAAUCUUUGAAAGAAUGAUUAUGUAUAUCUUUGAUAUGCACUCCUACCUUGUAAAGUAAUUCUAUUAACAAUGCUGCUACAUCACAUCAGAUUUAUUAACUUCAUUAAACUCUUGACGUUUACAGGGGAAGAAUAUCUGUUAAUUUUGCGUCAACUUUAUGUUGGUAAUCCUGCAUUUUUCAUUUUAUCAAUUUUUCAAGUUUUGUACAGAUUUUUAAAUGGACUCCAUGUUUGAACAGUUAAGUGAUUGAUAAUUUGCUCUUCCUUUUUUUUUUCCUUACUGUUGCCUUUUUUUGGUGUUUUUUUUUAAGUGAUCGUCAUGCGUACAUCAUCAUUUGACAUUAAAUGGCUGACAUUAAAUUUGUUAUAAUACUAAACUCUGACAUUGUUAGUUUUACAUUUCACAAUGUGAUAUUAAAUUAAUUUUCAGCAUUUUGUAAUCCAUGUUUCAUGUUCUUGCCAAGCGUGUGAUAAAAGAUUGAUACCACUCUCAUGUCUGUAUGUUAAAUAUGAAGCUACGGUUUUCAGCCGUUAGCUUAGGAUAGCAUAAAGACUGUAAAUGGGGAAUCAGCUAAACUGGCUCUGUCCAAAAUAUAACAAAAUUUUACUACAGCACUCCUAAAGCUCACUAACAUGUCACUUCUCCUUUGCUUAAUCCAUUAAAAAACUGAAGUGUAACCAAAACAAGUUGCACUUUUACAAGGGCUAUUUACUAGCCAGGCUAACCGUUUCCCCUUGCUUCCAGUCUUUAUGCUAAGCUAAGCUAACUGACUGCCGCCUGCAGCCUUAUAUUUAAACGCACAUUUCAGAGAGUGGUAUCAAUCGUCUCAGCAACUCUUGGCAAUAAAGCGUGAAGUACAUUUCCCAAAAUGUCGAACUACUGCUUUAUAAGUUUGAAAAAUGAUGCCUUAUCACAUAUUGGCUGUUGGUCAUUUGGGUUUUUUCCCCCAAAUGAUUACAUGAGGUUAUAUCAGGUCUUUUUUUUUUCUAAAAAUUGAAUGGAGGAUUUCUAAGACCCUUUCCAGAGUAAAUUAACAGAUGAGAUGUGUAGUUAAGUAACUGAACGGUAUAAACACAUCACUCAUUUUCACCUCUGCUCCCAUGAUCCCCUUAAGCAGAGUUAAUGAAUUCUGUAGAUUCUUGAAUGAGUUUCAGUCAUCCACAAAUUUCUUGAGGGCAAAUAUGUUGGGGUGAUGAGGCUAACAAUCCCAACAUGUGAUAUUCAUUGAUAACCUUAAAGGUCCCGACAGUGACAGUACUUAAGGUUAAGACAGUGAUCAGUUAACCAAACGUGUCAUGGUUGGCUACAUGAUCUCACACCCACUCGCCCCAAGGAGGGUUUAAUUCCUUGGCGCACACACUGUUUACUUCACAGGACCUUGGCCUCUUUCUCUCUGCAGAAAACUUCAAACUCUCCACCAAAAAGCAUGUGAGUAUCUGCAGAGAUGCAUGCUAUCAAUUUUUAUUUUAAUAUUUGA